AUUUCUGUUCUGGCCUUGGCUGUCUACGCAUACCUGCUGGUGGUCCUGCCAAUCCGAUGGGGCACUGAAGAGUUGACAAGUGGGCGAGCUCCGAGCUUGGCAGGCGUCUGGGGGAAGUUUGAACCCAGCAACCUGGGACUGUGGUUGGGAACGUCCAUCUUUGCGCAGGAGGCAGUUGUUGUCAGCCAGUGCGUGUACCAGGACACGCGCCUCAGGGAUCAUCGGGCCUUUCGGCCAAUCCUCGUGUCCAGCUUCCUGAUCUGUUCUGUUGCAAGCACUGCUCUAGCGGCCUUUGGGUGCAUGUGCUACGGCGACUCGGUCAAGCAGGUCUUCUAUCUCAAUUUCCCUGCCAGCAGCCUGGAUGUCACCAUUGCGGAGACCAUUCUUUGCCUGGUCCUGCUCCCCACCUUCGUCAUUCAGCUGUAUCCGGUGGCGAGAUGCUUCGAUGAGCUUCUAACUUGUGCAGGUUACGUCAGCCUUUCCUCGGAUGACUCCGACGAAACCUUGGAAGACUCCGAAGAGGGCAGAGGCCAAAGUUGCCUGGUGAAAGUCCUCGCGCGGUGGUUGCUCGUGAUCAUCACUUGCGUAGUGGCUGCGGUGGUGCCGGACUUGGCCUGCAUCUCUGGCUACAGCGGCAGCUUUGCGAUGAGCGUGAUUGGCUUCUUCCUGCCGCCGCUAUGCCAUCUGAAGCUACAUCACUUCCGCGUGUCCACGCUUGACUGGAUUCUGGACGUGGGCUUGCUUGCAGUCGGGGUGACCGCUCUUGUCCUGGGCGUCAGCAAUACGUCCACCGAUUGCGCAGAAGUGAGCCAGAGAGGUGGCAGGAGAAAGUGGCGGGCACCAUCCUUUGCGGCUUUCUGGGAAGGAAGCCGGCGCCCGCGCAUGCGGCUUUCCGCCGUCUCGGAGGACAACCUGUUGGGGCUGGAUCAGGACACAGUCGACUUGCACAGGAAGUACCACGAUGCGACCAUAACGUACACGGCCAUGAACAUUGACUGGGCACAGGACAAGGGCUACGAGAAUGAUGGGGAGCUUUCCGAAACCGAGCGGGAUGCCGUGGCUCGCGCGGCCCGAGCUCGGCUCUUUCGCUGGCCGGAGCUGGAGGACCGCGAUGUGCACGCGGUGGACUUCGGACCCGAGCGUCUUCGCUUCUGUAAAUCUGCAGAUUCGGCUGAAGCUCUCGGAGAUCCGGGAAAAAACGUUUUCGUGGUGAGCCAGAUGCGUCGUCCAUCCCGCUUGAGACAUGCGCUGAAUGAGCUGUAUCGCGAGGGCAUCAGUGCGAAUAUCGUCGAUGCCGUUGAUGGAGAUGGCUUUCGCGCGCAGGAUGAACUGGAGAGGCUUGGCAUCAUCCCUGUCCCCGGCUACGAAGGCCACAAAAACCACGGCAUCCACCUCACCACGGGGGAGGUGGGCUGCUUCAUGAGCCACUUCACGAUUUGGCAUCACAUGGUCAAGCACAACAUUCCAGCCGCCCUCAUCUUGGAAGAUGACUUCGAUCUACAGCCCGACUUUGCGCUAAAGCUCGGGGAGUACCUUGAGGAGGCGCGCGGCUACGACUGGAACCUCCUGUACGUUGGGCGCAGCCCCACCGAACCGGAUUGGACACGGCUGUCGCAGCACAUCGUGGAGCCAGGCUACACGCUAUGGACGGUGGGCUACAUCAUGCGCCUGGAUGGCGCCAAAGCACUGCUAGAUGCCCGUGUGGAGCGCGCUUUCGCGCCUCUGGAUGAUUACUUCUCCGUGGCCGCCGGCCGCGGGUUCGAUUGCUUCUACAAUGACAAGGUUUUGGAGUGGAAGCCCUACAUUCCGGUGCUUCUGCGACCAAUGGCUUUGACACCUCCCUUGGUAAUGCCGUACGUCGGUUCCAUGUUCCUCAGUGACACGGCGAAGGUCCGUGCCGCAACGCGGUAUGUGGAGGAUCUCCCGGUGUCCGUUCCUGAUGAGUAG
This is a messenger RNA of Symbiodinium necroappetens, 1947 nucleotides long. The record is from the annotation of a GenBank genome assembly. Lineage: Eukaryota; Dinophyceae; Suessiales; Symbiodiniaceae.